Molecule: messenger RNA, 1876 nt
Organism: Planococcus citri (citrus mealybug)
Lineage: Eukaryota; Metazoa; Arthropoda; Insecta; Hemiptera; Pseudococcidae
Product: interleukin-1 receptor-associated kinase 4-like
Exons: 8
Coding region: 275-1723 (482 amino acids)
Biological process (GO): protein phosphorylation
Molecular function (GO): ATP binding; protein kinase activity
Source: RefSeq, a predicted model, not a curated record
UAUAGUGCCUGACUAGUGGAAACGCGCAUGCGCAGUUACAAUAUCCGGUCCACUGAUAACGAUGAAUAAUAUUUAUUUACUUUUUUCCCCUUUUUAAUCAUCUUCGCCAUAAAUUUCGCUAAUUAAUAAAUUUGUACACGUUCUCUAGGGUUUUCCGUCGGGUUUCCCAAUCUCUUCCAGUUCAUCUCCUAUCACCACAGUGUAAGUAGGAUGAUUCAUUCGCAUUGAACGAGUUCAUGGUGUACUUUUGACUUUACAUAGUCUUAGAUUCAAAAUGAAAAUGACCCAUAAAAACGUAGAAAUAAGACAAUUAAUACCAGGUCAAGUUGAAGAACUGGCUCGAAUCUUAGACCCUCAUCAUGGCUGGAAAAAACUCAUGUCCUGUAUUACGAACGACUACUCUUCAGAAAACGACAGCAAAGAUUAUAAAUACACGACAGAAGAUAUCAGAUUAAUCGAAGAAGCUGGACAAGAUAUUCAACAGCGUUCUUUCACUGAAAUUCUACUCUCAGAAUGGGGUACCAGUGGCCGAGAAAGGCCUACUAUUCGUACUUUGCAUAAAUUCUUGAUGAAAGCUCAACUUAUUCGAGCCGCUGAUUAUGUUUCGGAAAAGAUAUUAGAAGAGCCACCGUCGAAGAAACCCGAAGAUACUACGAUGAGCGAAGUAUUAAAUCCUGAAACGAUUUCUCGUCCUAAAUCAUUCGGCGAAUUACCCACCGUUGAAUGCGACAAUGGUGGACAAUCUGGAGAUAUUUCUGAUUCGAUGCAGUUUACUGUCAGAGAAAACCACUCCGUCGAAGAACAAUUCACUCGAGAAGAAAUUGAGAAUCUAAACUUGGUUAAUUUCGAUAUCAUGAAGUCUUGUACGAAUAAUUUCGACUCGAGUACCAUUUUGGGAAGCGGAGGUUUCGGAACUGUUUAUUUCGGUCAACUCGGUGAUAAAAAAGUCGCCAUCAAGAAACUAAAUAUUGUCGAAAGAGAUACUCAUCUAGUUAAACAGUUUAAAAACGAGCUGAUGAUGUUGAGUCAAUGCUCACAUCCGAAUAUUUUACCAUUAGUGGCUGUAUCGCUGAAUGAAAUACCUUGCUUAAUAUACGAGUUUAUGCCGAAUGGAUCUCUAGAUAAACGAUUAGCUUGUAAGUUGAAAGAAUUCCCAGCGAUGAGUUGGCAGAAAAGAGUGUUCGUCGCUAGCGAUAUCAGUAACGGAUUGAAGUAUUUACAUACAGCUUUCGAAGUUCCAUUUAUUCAUCGUGAUAUAAAAUCCGCCAAUAUACUUCUGGAUUCCGAAGACGUGGCCAAAAUCGGCGAUUUUGGUCUAGUACGAAAACACAACAGUAUGAAGACCUCAAACACCAUGGUGUUUCAAGGUACUCAAGCGUAUACCGCUCCUGAAGCUUUCCACGGUACGAUUUCGGUGAAAAUAGAUAUAUUUAGUUACGGCGUCGUACUGCUAGAAUUAUUGACUGGUUUACCAGCUUACGAUCCUGAACGCGAAGGAGGAGAGUCUUUGUUGGAUCACGUCGAAGAAGUAGCCGAUGAGCCUAAAGAUUUUACCGAAUUGCUCGAUAAACGAGCUGGUUCGUGGCAUGUCGAUAUUUGGACCGAUAUAUACAAUUUAUAUAAAAAAUGUAAAGCUUAUAAAAGGAACGAUAGGCCGGAUAUUCUCGAAGUAGAUUCCACGAUGAGUCGAUUAAAAGAGAAAGUAUCGGAAACUAUUGGUUAAGUUACCCAUAAUUGUUUAAUUUUAUGUGAUUAUUUCUUCACCCGAACCGAUUAUACAUUUUUGUUAUAAUUGUAUAUUUUUUAAUAAUUCUGUCCAGAUGUUCAAAAAUCGUGAAAAUUAAUUCUUUCGGUAUAAUUAUAGCUUUUAAUCUAG